AUGGAUAAAUUUUUAACUGGACGUAAGCGAACAUUCGAUACUAGUGAAGCAUCAACAAGUGCACCGGCGAGAGGGGUUCCAAAAAUAAAAUCAAGGAAAUAUUCUCAAGAAUACUUAAAAUUUGGGUUUACUUGUACUGAAGUCAAUGAAGAAGAGAGGCCAUUGUGUGUCAUUUGCCGCAAAACUUUAGCAGCUGAUAGCAUGAAACCAAAUAAACUUAAAAGACAUUUGGAAACGCUUCAUAGUGAGUACGUUAACAAACCCCGUGAAUUCUUCGAGUUAAAAUUAAAAACCUAUGGAAACGAAAAGGCAUUUUUUAAAAAAACUUUGACUGUAAAUGAAAAAGCCUUACUUGCCUCUUAUAAAGUUUCGUAUCAAAUAGCCAGAUGUAAGAAACCUCACACUAUUGGCGAAGAACUUAUUUUGCCAGCUGCAAUUGAAAUUGUAGAAACUAUGUUUGGAGAUACUUUUGCCAAAAAAUUGGAGUCUAUACCUCUAUCAAAUGAUACGGUUGCACGUAGAAUUGGUGAUAUGGCUGAAGAUGUACAGCAUCAGCUACGUGGGAAGUUGCGAGACAAGUUAUUUUCAAUUCAGCUUGAUGAGGCAACAGAUAGCAAUAAAGAUGCUCAUCUUAUUGCCUACGUUCGAUUUAGUGAUGGCAUAUCUGUAGUUGAAGAACUACUGUUCUGCAAACCCAUAGAGCUCAAAGCAACAGCUCUCGCAUUGUUUGCUGUCUUAAAUGAUUAUAUAAUCGAGGCAAACAUGGAGUGGAAGAAUUGCGUCGGAGUAUGCACCGAUGGAGCUCGUUCAAUGUCCGGAAGAUUUGAAAGUAUAUAA
Messenger RNA from Photinus pyralis (common eastern firefly), 837 nucleotides. RefSeq names its product zinc finger BED domain-containing protein 5-like. The record is from RefSeq and is a predicted model, not a curated record. Bases 1 to 837 code for a protein of 278 amino acids. NCBI's taxonomy places the organism in Eukaryota, Metazoa, Arthropoda, Insecta, Coleoptera, Lampyridae. The transcript has a single exon.